CGAGCCUUUCGAAAUACCAGUUGUAGCUUGUUCUUGUAUUUCACGACUGUUCUUCGAAGUAGAUAAUUACACACACUAUCUACAAGAAUGCACUCCAGCACGGAUGAGAUAUCUCUGCGCGUACGAGUGGAUUCGUGGAGGUCCGUCCAGUAACAUUCUCAUUACGGCGAAGGCAUCUUCUUCUCGUGCGCCAGCAUCUUCAUGUUGUAGCCAUUCUCUACUCGAAGAAAAUAGCUGCCGCCAGAUCAUGUGCUCCAGCGCUGUUUUCUUUUUUUCGAUCUCCAGUUGUUGCUCCCUACAUCAAUCUACUGGGUCGAUCAUCUACAGUUGUUGCUCCCUCUUCUAAUCUCUGUUUCCUCUUACCCCAACGUCGGUACCUGAAAGCCCGAUGCACAAUCCCUGCGCAACUACGACGCGUGUUACUGAAAGAAGCUCCAAGUGAAGCACGAGUUGCAGCUGGUAUUCAACAUUAUGCUUUUGGUUGUUCAUCUCUAAGGGUUCUUCUUGGUUCUAAAGGAUCAGGAUCAGGAGUACUCAGAAUUUAAAUAUCACUGAGAAUAUUCACUAGAACUACUGAGAAUAUUCACUAGUAGAACUAGUACAAGUACUGUUGGGAAUAAAUAUCAAUGAGAAUAUCAUUUUCACCACAUCAUCUCAUCUUCAGACGAUUAUGUUUCGUCUUCUCCUUGUGAUUCCCCGCUUUCGCUUCUCCCUGGGGGAAUGACGUCGACAAAUUAGAAUGCAGCCCUUACGGCAGCUCGCACUACAAAAAAAAAAAAGCGAGAUUAAUUGUAUUGUAUUGUAUAAUUGUCACCGAUGGCUCUCCCCCAAAAAAAUACUUCGCGCCAAUAAUGUAGUUCAAUCCAAAUCUUCUAAUAUCAACAUAGAACUGGAUCGACCUCGACGUCCUUUCCUUUUAAGAACGAAGAUGCUACAACACCCUCUACAACUGUUGGCGAUGCAGCUGUAGUUGGAGUUUCCGCACAUCCUACGAGAACUAGUACAUCAAAUACUACAAGAAGUACUGCAAGUAUAUAUCGUCACGACGAGGAUAGCGAUAGUACUAGCAUUAAGGGUUUCCGAAUUACAUCCCUCACUACCAUCCUUGGCUCCUUUUCAAGGGGGAAAUGGGUCAAGGAUGUUCUGAAGCAUGCAACUCGGAAACCUCUAAUAGCAGUGGUCCGCUGCGAAGCAUAACUCGGCAAGGUUUCAUCAGCAGGAGCUUCUACGAUAGAGACUUUGAAGAUUAUACUGGGGAACAGGAAAAUGGAGAUAGUAGAAUCGAAGAUGAGAAUUUUGAUGUCGUCGAUGAGGUUGAUGAAGUAGAGGACGAGGCAUCUUCUGGACAUCAAUUGACCCACGCUGAAAUCAGCUUCAUUAGAGAGGCAACGAGCAGAUUCGUUCGCACCUCAACAAGUACUGCAGUGCAAGCACCUCUUUUAUGAAGGCCAAGGAAGUGGAACCUGGGAGUUGAAACUCUAUAACUCUCACUCUCUAUCCGAGUACACUAUCUCUAUCAGUUCCAGAAGAUGACUAUCACUAUCACAGCUCCUUAUAAUUUGCUGUGGUCAAGUUUCUUAUUGAACUGGGUGGUCGCUUCGUCUCGUACUCGUAUAAGCAGAAGAACCCGGCAAAGUACUUAGUUGUAUUGCUCUGGUACUAUUUGUUAAAAACUUGAAUUAAAAUCACAAGGAUCCCCUUCUUCUUUUCCUUAAAUGAUCAAAAUCAGGUUACCAAAUAGAAAUACCAGCAUUUUUAUGCGUUAGUAUAAUACUACGUCGGCCCCUUGGAUUAGAAGGAUCUGGCUAGUAUUACUAAAGAUGAGUGCUGGUAUUUGGUAACCCGAUUUUGAUCAAAAAAUUGCACUCACACUCACAAAAAGUGGCUAUUUUCCUACUUAAAUCCUAGCCAAUUUCUUGAGUGUGAGCGCAGGCGCACUUUUUCGCUUCAUAAUUUUUAUUCGUUAGUAUAAUACUAGCCAAAUCCUUCUAAUCCAAGGGGCCGACGACGUAAUAGGCCGCCUUCUUUCUUCUGCAAAGAAUCGUGAGGAAAAUGAGCCUUCGCUGCGUUCGCUAUAUGCACUUCCGGAACCACAAGCGCAGCGCAGUCUUCGGGUGAAGGCUUUUCGGUUGCUCGCUGAGCGCCUAAGGGAGUCAGAACAGGAAUUACGGUGAAUAAAGUUCUUCCUCUUGUUGAUGUUGAAUAAGUAGAAGUAUUAGUUCACUCCUCUUGUUGAUGUUGAAUAAGUACUUAGAAGUAUAAUUAGUUCAUCUUGAGCUUGACAGGCUGAGGCUUUAUCUGACUGGAGUCAGUUGUUGGUUUUAGUUGUAUCUACUAACGGUUGUAUUUUCAUCUGACUGAUGGCAAGAAUACCUUUCUUACCACUUAGAAACUUCGAAAAAAACAAAGUUUAGACAUCGCCGCCGUGGUCCUCCUGCGACCUCUAUCUAAUGCCCAGACAGCUACUCCAGCAUGUGAAAGAAAGACUCAUCGCACAAAGGAAAGAAACAGCUUCGAUUUUCGGGAAGCGUAAAAACGAUACCUCCUCUUACAAGCCUAAGCGCUCGUCUGUAGCUGAGUACAGAGUAUUCGCAUCAACCUGGCAGCAGAUCGAGAAGACAGAAGCAGAGAUAGUGGACUUCUCGAAAGAUCUCGUGUGGGGAAACAGUUAUGGUACUAUUGGAUUCGCUCCUCUAAAAGAAUAUUGGAUUCCGUGCGGCAGUCUGCACUGAAUUCUGUGCGAGAUUAAUUCUUGCAUUGUAUUUGUAAAAAUGCACUCAAUCAGGAACAUAUUACCUCAACAGAUCACGAUGACCGUCGUGCUGGUGCUCGUGACAAGGAAAGCAUAAACAACAAGAGGCCAUUUUUUCGAUCUACAAGUGACUUCCCACUCUAGUAAGCAUAAACAACAAGAGGCCAUUUUUUCUAUCUACAAGUGACUUCCCUCACUCUUCUAACAUAGAACUACCAGAGGCCGCACCUACGUACGAGUUACUGGGGAUAUCGAUGCUGUGCAAGCGAUCGCCUUUAUACGAACAGCUGACAAUAAAGUCUUAGAGGCUGCCCCAAUCGAUGUUGCUCUGAGCAACCUCUUGGCAAGGAUUCUGGACGAGGAGCACCAGAAUUAUGAUCGAAAAUCGUGAACUUUGUACCCUCUACUUUAUUGUAGAAAACAUGUUGUAGUGCUGCCAUCAUGAUGUAGGAACAAUAAGUACUUAUAAUUCUUGAAAAAGAAAAGCAGCUUUGCCCCCAUUUAAGUAGUUUUUGUUUAAGAAUGAAUACUUUUCGUUGUAGUAGUUCGCCUUCGUUGGACCAAGACCAAUUGCGUGCUCGGUCUUCAGUCUAGUCUCCAACUAUGAUGUCCACAUCAAGAUGUUCUCAUCCCCUUCUUCUAAUUGUCAGAUCGCGACUUGUUUUACAGGCUUCACGUAACUUGGGGGGUCACUGAGCCCUCCGGUACAAGACGAAUUGUUCUUAUGGGUCAAAAUAUGUAGAAGGACCACAAAAAUAAAUAAAAAUCUUUAUCUCUAAUAUCUGAGAUAUCAUAUUUCACCGUACCUUGACGUUAGCCGUAACUACGUUAGCCGUGGCUAGUAGUACACUCAGAAAACCGAACAAAGUCAAAUUAUUCUUCUUACCUAAAAAUUAGGCUAAUGAUAGCGAGUGAUGAAGAUGAAUUUGUAGUAUCUUAAUCGUCUUAUCUUGUAGAAACAGAGUAGACAGCCUCUAGUUGUUAUUUUUCAUAGUCGUGAAAGAAUGCUCACCUCCUUGAGGCGAGCCAGCUCCUAUCCUAUCCUAAUCUUCAUCUUGCUGUCCAGGCGGUUACAUCGUACUCGUAGAGUCUGUUCUAAUCUCCUAGCCACGCAUGCGGAGACUCAAGAUCAGUGGAGGAACGCGACGGACACUGUGGUGAAUGUAAAUACCCUAGUGCAAUCUGACUCCCAACUGCGCGAAUUGCAUGAUGCUGCUCAGACUGUCCUAGAGCACGACAGCCUGGUUCAAAAACGUGACCGACUGACAAGAGAACUAAGGUUAUAGCAAAGUCAAUAUUAGAGACUGAGAGUGUGACCAGGGCUUCUUCAUGAUGCUCAACUUACUUAUUUGAAUGAAUUAUAUGAAGUCUGUCGAGUUCUAGAAGUCGCGGCCAUGAGAGCAAGAGCAUCAAUAACAAUAAGUAUAGCUUUCUUACGUUUUCCACUUCCAUCUCGUCCUGCUGUAGACGAUGGACGAGAACGGGUUGCACACUGCUAAUAAAAGAAAAACAACGGCGUUUUGACGAGCUGGCGGAGCAGAGCAGGCGUUUAGAAAUCCUUCUUGAAGAAGCACGUAAUACUAGUGCCUAUCUAACCACCAAGUUGCAGCAGGACAGUUUGAAAUUUCAAAAAAAGACCACUCAUAUGAAGGCUAGAAGAAAUCCAUCUUCAGAGGCAUCCUGAGACCGUUUUCAAGGGGAAAAAGGUCCUCGGAUGCGUCUCGAGAUGGAUUUCUCUUAUAGUUCUAAUAGUACAGUAGUAAAGAGGACGGGUAACUUGCGACGGGUGCAGCCUCCUCGUGCAGCGUCAAUUUCUCGAACAAGUAGCUCAUCCUCAAAUCUUCGUGGUUCUACUCAGCCACGACUGCAACGAACUGGUGCGGCUGCAAAUUAUAGAUUUAUGAUUAUGGUAUUAAAGGCCUCCGGCUCUCGCAGCGGUAAAUAAAUCUCCCAAGACUAUGGAAGUAAAGGCUCUCCCAUCAUCUUGUUCAGUAGACGGUACAUCAAUCUUGAAGCUGUCCUGUCCCAUAGGGAAAUAACGUAGUUUCAAGAUGUAGUAUUUAGUAGGAUGUUGUUGAAAGGAUCUCCAGAACCAGUACAAGAAUUAGGUGGGUCUAAUAGAUACUCAACGUCGACCAGGAGCAAUAACGAUCCGCUGGAGCUUUUUUAUUCCACACCUGAAGAUUACGAUAGCGAAGGGACCAAACCGCUCUUUUCGACUGGCACUUUCGAUUCCUGUAUCGAUCUCCUCAGACGCGUUCUCGACGCCGUCUUUUUCCUAUUGGAACUAUCGCUUGACGUCACCGUGUUCUUUUGUGGCCUGGCGAAACGGUUUUUCGAUAAUUGCAUCUUCUUUCCGAUUGUCGUCCUGCUGUAUUUCGGAUUUCUUGGACUGCACUGCGUGGCAUCGAGCUUUUUCCAAGCAACUUUCGUCCUGUUUAUGGUCUGUACUAGUUGUACUGCCAUUUAUUUUGUACUGCCAUUUAUUUUGUUGUAGCUAAUGAACAAAGAACAACACAUUAUGAGAUUAUACGGUAAUAGAGAACCUCCAACUGAGUAAAUAGUACAACAGUAGAAAGUUAUUUUCUAAGUUAUCCUCUCUGUUUCUUCCUUCUGUCUCCGAUCCUUUCUCGAUCGAGAUUGGGAUUGCUCAGCGAUACGGAGCCAUCUUGGACUACCUGGAAAGUGCCUUACUUCUGGUCAUCUAUUUCUUCUGCAUUUUUCUUCCGACAGCUUGCUGGGUCGAGCGAAGGUAUUCGCGCUUGCCGCUUUUGCUGCAACUAGUCCUCGUUCUCUACCUCGCUUUCUGGUGUGCAGGCACAUUGACCAUCUACACUCUCCGCGCAAUGCUCGUUUCGGGCUAG
Molecule: messenger RNA, 5616 nt
Organism: Amoebophrya sp. A25
Lineage: Eukaryota; Dinophyceae; Syndiniales; Amoebophryaceae
Source: the annotation of a GenBank genome assembly